GCCCAGCCAGGUUUUCGUUGCCGAUUGGGCGCGGCGGCGGCGGGCUGGCUCGGGCCGGGUCCCCCAGGCUAACGGCGGGCAGCGCCUCCAAGCUCCGGGGCCACCGCCCGCCCGCACAGCCCACUUUCCUCCCCGCGCCGGCCUUCCCCGGCGCCCGCCCGCCUGGGUCCCCGGCCGCGCGGCGCGUGGGGCGGGGCGCAUCCCCGGCCUGCAGGUCAGCGGAGGGGUCGCGGAGCGGAGCAGCGGGACCAAAGUGACCAGAUGAAAAAGUAAAGAAAGGACUUCAAGACAAGUGAAGAUGCUUUUGAACUACAGGGCCCCAGCCACUGGCUCACUUCUUUGGUGUCUUCUAGUGUACAUGAGCCUAAUGUCUGCUACUUCACAUCCUCUCGAUGGUUUUUCAGAGGAAUCUUGCACUUUGAAAAUGACAGUACAAAACUUUCGGCUCGUUUUAUCAUGGGAAUUAAAAAACGCCUCCAUUGUACCAACUCACUAUACAUUACAAUACACAGUCAUGAGUAAACCGGAAGACUUGAAGCCCAUUGGGAACUGUACAAACAUCACGAGCUCAUUUUGCGACCUCACAGACGUGUGGGAAGAGAUGCACGAGACCUACAUCCCCUUGGUGAAGGGGUUCCGCGGGAACGAGACGCUGCUGCGCUGUGUGGGUAGCGUGCUGGCCUCCAACGUGUCUUUUGAGCCACCGGAGUUUGGCAUUGUCGGCUUUACAGACCACAUUAACGUGACAGUGACAUUUCCACGUGUUGUUCCCAAGAUUUUUGGGAAAGAUAUUUCCUAUCACUUGUUGCUCGCCAUUGAGGAACACUCUGAGGAGAUGGUGAAGAUGCACAAGCCCCAAAUAAAUGGAGGCAUCAGUGGAAAUUUCAGCUAUGUCAUCGACAAUUUAAUUCCAAACACAAACUACUGCGUAUCUGUUUAUUUUGAGCCUAAAGGUCUGGGAAAAGAAAUAAUAUCUCCUUUAAAGUGCACCUUCCUUCAACCUGGCCAGGAAUCAGGGCCAUCAGAGUCUGCCAAAGUAAGCAUACUGAUUACCGGGGUCUUGGUAGCAGCGGUCUCUGUGAUCACCAUCAUGAUGUUGAAACGAGUUGGUUAUAUCUGCUUAAAAAAUAAACUUCCCAAAGUCUUGAAUUUCCAUCACUUUUUUGCCCUGGUAUUCUCUGAACUGCCACCAUUGGAAGCAGUGGAUACAGUGGAGGUCAUCUCCAUCCACAGAAAGAAGAAGGUGUGGGAUUAUAAUUACGAUGAGGACAGUGACAGCGACACUGAAGUGGCUCCGAAGGCAAAUGCGGUUGGCUAUACCACACAUGGACUCACAGGCCUCCUUCGGAACCUGGCCCCAGCCUCCCCCACCCCUUCCCAGGAGUCCCAGCUCCAAGACCCGGAUGCUGAAGAAUCUGAUGAGGCUGAAGAGGAGGCAGCUGAGGCUAGAGCUGAGCCCGACCCCCCCACAAUGCCAGAACCCCAACCUUGGCAGCCAGGAGACUCAAGUGAGCCCUAUGAGAGGAGAGAGAGUCUGCUCCAGGACCCCUUUCUUGAGGAUAGUAGCAGCUCCCCUGGGGGGUCUGGAGACAGAAUCAUCUUCAAUGUGGAUUUGAACUCUGUAUUCUUGAGAGUCGUCAACAAAGAUGCAGAUGAAGCCAGUCUGGCGUCGUCUCUGUCAGAAGAGAUGGUGGACCUAGAAGAGGAAGCUGAUGGAGGACAGUCCAGUGUGCUGGGAGCCAGUGGGGAAAGGACGCAGCCCGCUCACCCCAGCCCCACUUCCCAGUGCCCGCGGACAGAAGAUGCUCUGUCAGAGCAAAGUGACACGGACUCAGACAUCCAGGAUGGCUACAUAAUGAGGUGACUCUCAGAGCAGCUCCCAGAUAUAAACUGAGAGCAACCUCUGGGGUAUUCAUGCCUGCACCGUGUUUACCUGGGUGUGCCAGUGUCUGCAAGGGAAGGAAGCAGCAACUGCAGAACCCACCCUGGUCUUGCAGGCAACCUCAUCUGUGCGACCUCCGUUAUUUAUAGCCAUCAUUGUACUGUUCAGAGUGAUGUUUACAAGUUCAGAGAGGUGUGCUCCGGGCGGACCAUGCUCUGCCAUGUUUGCCCUAACACAUUUCACUUUGCAUGCAUCCAUAUCGUGUUCCCCAAAGGACCAGGUCCACUGUGGUUUUCAGGAGGUGGUAGGGGCCCCCUGGACUCUAUGAUAUUUCUGGGGAGAUAAUUCAAUUGGGACAAGUGCCCCUGGCUCACAACAGUAAUCCCAGGAAACCAAAGUCUGAGGACCACGAUUCAAACUAGCCCCUCUGUGAGGCUCUUAUCUCCAGUUAACCACUAAAAAGAUGGGAGUGGG
Molecule: messenger RNA, 2356 nt
Organism: Perognathus longimembris pacificus (Pacific pocket mouse)
Lineage: Eukaryota; Metazoa; Chordata; Mammalia; Rodentia; Heteromyidae
Gene: Ifnar2
Product: interferon alpha and beta receptor subunit 2
Exons: 9
Coding region: 299-1864 (521 amino acids)
Molecular function (GO): interleukin-22 receptor activity; protein binding
Source: RefSeq, a predicted model, not a curated record